AUCUAGUUAUCUAGAAACUACUCAUGAAUCAUGAUCAUGAAGUAUGAAGAUAUAAAGAAUUAAAGAGGGAGAUAGGGAGCACGUACCGGUGAUGACUUUAUUUUAACAAAAGUAUAGAUUAAAGUUUGUUUUUUAUUGUAUCAUUCACUGUAAGACUUGAAGCAAAAGAUAUAAAAAUGAGCAUUAGCGGAUACAGUUCAAAGAGUAUCCUGUCUCCAAGGAACGCUAGGGGCUCGAGCAAGAAGAGCUCUUCAUUCCUUCAAAACAUCAUUAAAACACCGGCGAACAGAAGUGUUUCUGGAAGAUCCAACCAAUCAGUACAAAUAAUCCAUCGAACUGCUCAUCACAUCGUUGAAUCGUUUGGACUACCUCUACCUGUACUUGUUACUGAAGCUCUGAAAUUCUCUGACAGUUCAGCCGUGGUGAGCGUGGACGUGUCGAACGAGGGAUGGGCUUGGCUGGUGUGUGGCCGCCGACUGCUCGUGUGGCAGGCCAGCGGUCGUCGACUCACCAACACGCAGUGCCGCGAGUUGGCCCUGCCUCAGAGUGACCUCGCGCAUCGCGCGCAUCUCGUCGCUGUAUACACCACUGCUGGCAACCAGAUGCCGAGCUGCAUUGCCGUCUCGCCCGAGGGCCUGGUUCGCUUCUGGCCGUCGGUGGCGCACGAGAGCAGCUGCGUGGAGGCGUCAUGCAUGGCCUCGCUGCAGGGCGAGGAGUGCGACAGUCUGCGACUGCUGCUGCCAACGGGUGUCCUGCUGGCCACCACCUCGGCCACACUCGUGCUGGUCACGCCGCAGCCAACCUCGCUGCUCUGUCGGCCGCUCAAGGUGCCGCACAGCUGGAUCGGCGGCUUCUCGCGCAAAAUGUCCAACUACAUUUUCGGCGCGCAGAGCACACAGACUAUGGAGACGAAACUAGUGAAGAUGGUGACAAUCUACUCCUCUAAAGAUGGAAGCUCAGAAUGGCAAGUGUUGGUUCUUGCCGGAUACUCGGUGCAAAAGUGGCUACUGUCGGCCAACGCCUGUGAGCGCCUCAUCUACGAAUAUGACGUCACCAAGCCCACCAGAGAAGCAUUCCAAAUCUUUGUUCCUGAAUUGCAAAAUGGUGACAUUGAAAUAGGCCUUCUGGACAUGCAAAGAAUGGAUUCUUCCAUCCUUCUUUUGGCGGCCGCUAUGGGACCUCAAUCAGUGUUCCACUAUGCCCUAGCGAGUCUUAGUGCUGAAGGGUUGACUCCUCCUACCGAAACAUCCUGGUUUUACGUGUUGAAGUCGCCGGAAAUCUGCCAGUCUCUGAGUAGCAGCUCCUCCGAAGAGAGGUCUCUCCAGUUUGUUCUCAUUGGAAGCACAAUUUUCAUCUACAACCAGCGAUACAUCGUCGUUGUUCAUUCGUCUCCGUCAGGCGGCGAGGAAUUGGAGCCGAUAGAACUGAACGGUGCUCGCAUCCUGGGCGGCACUUCAUGCAAGUCGGUGCCAGUGUUCUUCACCUGCCAGCAUGGCUUCAUUUCGCUCGACUCCUCCGACGAUUUCAACGUAAGUGUUGCCAUGGACUGCACGGCUGUCUCCGAAACUGUUCACUCCGACAACGAAAUUGAAGAACUUUUGAAUUCCACAACCAGUGAUCGAAAAGACAGCUGUGAGUUGGUGAAGGCUGCUCUUCUAUUGUACAUAAGUAAAAAGGUUGCUCACAGCAAAGCACUGAUGCACGAACACUUUCCACCUGAUGCUGGCCCAACACUGAAAAUUGACGCCACUUUUGAUCUAACAAUCGUUCAAGUCAGCGAAGGAAUCAUUGAUGACAUUCCGUUCAAAGAUCCACGUUGGGCUGACACCAAAACUACGACUUCCACCUUGAACAUCAACUCUAACAUAACCUCUCUCCAGAUAUUAAACCAGUUGGAGGAAAAGCAGAAAGCUUUGGAAUAUUUCAUAGAUUUCCUAAAAGAUAUAAACCUGUGGAACCAGCUUGGUGGAAUAAAGUGUAGAGGCAGGACAAUGGCGACAACUUACAUGCUAGCAGAGCAUGCUGAAAAGAUAAUCGCGUCAAUUGUGUUACGCAAAUUACAAAGCAAAUUUCCCUCACAAAUUGAUUUGGCUAUUGAGGAGGUGUUGAAGAAGCACUCUAUGAAACCGAUUGGUGCUCUGAAUAAUCAGGAUAUUUUCUUCAGGAAAGUGAGUUUCGUUCACGAGGCUUUGCAGCAGAUAUGUAGGUGGUGCGACGAUUUGGUUAACAAGUCUCAAAAUCCGCAACAUGUUGCCCAGCAGAUCUUGUCUGCCAACAGUGUGCUGCUGGAAGCGGUACAAGCUGUUAUCCAAUACCGACAGCAGAAGUCUAGUAUUUUUGGCGACCGUCAAUCAGUUCAGAAUUUCAACGAGUAUCUGCCGUGGACUGCUUCUGCCGGUCCUGACGGUCUCUACGAUUUCCUAAUCACUCAACAAAAGUUGACAUUGGAAAACGGCGUCCGUGCUACGGGAGACAUCAACAUGCACACUGAACUGUUAGACCAGCUAGUCAACUUGGCUGAUGUUAUCUUGGACGGCCGCAAAUGUUACCUUGAGAGCAUCCGCGAAGAUUCGGAGAAAUUCAACUCAGAUAUUCAUAAGUAUGAAGUUGAUCGUUACAAUCUCAUAAAACCGUUCCUAGAUCAUGACGAAUUCGAAAGAGCUGCAAUACUCGCUGAGAAAUAUUGUGACUUUCAGAUUCUUGUAGAGCUGUGUGACAAGAUAGGUAAUAAAGAGAGACUAAAUCAGUACUCGGCCAAGUUUAGUAAACUGGAUUUUUCACAGUUUCUUUUCAACUGGUACAUGAGAGAAGGAAAACAGCGAGAUUUAGUUGAACAAUGUUUAAAACAACGAAUACUUGCCGAUAGACUUAGCACUCAUCCAUCGUUGUCAUGGCUGCAUGCGGUUUUCAGUGACGAUUACAAAACAGCUGCUCACACUCUGCUUGACUUGGCAAAUUCUGAAGUAGAACUGCUGGCGCGGAAGAAGUCGAUGAUCUCAUUGGGUAAACUAGCUCUACUAGCAGCCGGCGGUGAUGAUGACACCCUGGAAGACGUCAACUCUAGCUUGAAUCUCAUCUCCCACCAGGAAGGAUUGCCCGAGUCAGUGCUUACAGCUUACGGAUACAACUUUGACAAUGUCAGAGUCUUCUCUCCGCCGGAACUGAUCAAGUUCUACAUCUGCGAAGAGAAUCCAUCCAACUCGGAACUUGAUUUCAAGAAAGCACUAGACCUACUGCUCUAUAUCGACGAUGAAAUACUAAGGAUGGAAUUGAAAAACGAAAUCUGGUGUAAAGCUAUCACUAGGGAUUCAUGGACAGAUUUGGAUGCCAAUACCCCUAUCACUGCUAUUCAGGAACUUUUGUUUUUCAAGCUCGCCGACAUUUGUAUAACACUUGAUGGCAAUCUUGAUUGGAUGCCAACAAUCGAAGAAAUUCUCAGCUCUGAAGAAAUUGGUGAGCUUCGUGAAGACAGUAACUUUGAAUAUCUUUUACGAGUUGGGUACGAACACAUUAAUAAAACACUAGAUGAUAUCAUUUGAAGAGCAAAUGAUAAUUAUAGGCCUAAUAAUUAGUAAUUCGAAAUAAUUCUUGUUCAUUGCUAAUUUUAUAGUACUGUAUUAUUUUCUACAAAUCUUCAAAACAUGAAUAAAUGUGUUUUUAAUAAUAUAAGAUUUCUUAUUAAACUCAUUGAUCUCAUUCAUGGUAAUGAUUUUGCGACAUUGAUACAUAAGCGUAUGGCUUAUUCUUAUAAGAAUAACAUACAACUUUCAACAAACAUUCAACAGACUAACAUUCAACUAACACCAUGAGCCUAGACGUCAGUUUUCAUAAAUAUUUUGAACUCUUGUAAUUUAUUUGAAAUGUUUCCUCAUGUUAUGCCUAGUCCACACUAUCGCUCAGUCGCUGGCUAUUCUGGUAAGUUUGGCCACGUUAGUCUUGCCAUCCUCACUGCAAUGUGCAAUGUGACCAUUUGUGGAUGCUUGACUGGCCACUCGCCUUCGCUUGGGUAGCCUUCGACAAAAAACGGAGCGAUAGCAAGCAAAGGCCAAUUAUAGCAAACGCUGGCAAACCACCCAUUCACACUAUCGCGAUCGUCGUCAUUACUUGUACGCAUUGGGCGAUAGUGUGGAUGCGGCAGUAGAAGUAGAUGGUAGUACGAUGAACCAUGUAAUAAUGUAUAAGUCUGUGGAAUUCUUAUUCAUAUAUUACAAAAAUUGUGAAAUUUUAUUAAAGUACUACGAGUGCGGUACGGUACUAUGAGUUCGGUACUGUAGCCUACAUUAUACUCUUGUAAAACAAUUAGAUGUCAAUACCAUUCUCCUGUCUCCAUAUCCGUGCCUAGGCCUGAAACAGCCAACAACAAAUUAAUUUAUUAAAGGUUAUUAAAUUGAUCCUGCCGUUGAAUAACAGUGCAUAAUAUAUGAUAUUUUUUACCAAUAUUUUGACAUCCAGACUUUUAUUGCUAUAGGUGUUUGGUGUGUACCAAAAAAUAGGUAGUUCGUUGCAAAGAUGUCAAGCUCCUUGAAACCAACAAUGAAGGAUAUAAAGCUUUGAAAAUAUUUCUUGAAUGAUGAACUCAAAUAAAUAAUAUUUCAAUUGGGCUUUGAUGAAAGUCUCACUGAAUUUUAUAUAUUUUUUAUUAUAGAGCGGUUUGAUUAAUUCUUGUAACUCCAUUUGCAAUCAUGACAGUUGUAACGUCUUCAACAUUAUAAUUAAGUUACAGUAAUGUUACAUAUUUUCUGUAGGAGGAAAAAAAAUUAUAUAUGGUAACUAGAAUAUCUGAUCUUAUCUUAGCUUUUUAUCUUAGUUGCUUGGGCCUGCCACUAACCUUAUUGCAGGUCUGCCAAAAAUGCUUGUAAAAGCUUUUUGUGUUUGGCGAAAUGCUUCAAGUGAAAAACAGCUAUUUGAGCUUUGGCUUUUGAGUCUUCGAUUCUUUUUUGUUUAAUCUUUAUUUGCCGCUCUAUUUGAUGUUAUUUUAUUUUAAAAUCAAUAUAAUUUGUAGUUUUCCAGUUCGUACCUAGUUUAUUUAAUGUUAGAGCUGCUAUCAAACAAAAAGCUUGUUCACGCAUGAUUAACAGACCUGCAAUUAGCUAUCGUUAUUGGGCGGUCCAAUUAACUUAUAGUGUUUUUGACUAAAUUGUUUUCAAUUCUUUGGAAAAUAUGCAACAUGAUUUGUAAAAUGUGCUUGUUUAGAAGACUUUACGAUUACGAAUAUCAACAAAGACUCAGGUUUCAUAUAAAAACUGUGUCUGAAGCUGGAUUCCCAUAAAUGUCAGUAUUAGUGAAAGUGACUAGCACAGUAAAAGCAUAAUUUCUAUAUGAGUUCUUAUUGGAUUAUUUCUUGUCCGAGUGAGUACCCUAUGAAUUUAUAAGAAAACAUAAGGAAAUAUAUUCUCAUUUCUCACUGGACUACUGGGUAUAUGUAAUCACGACGUAAUCCUAUUAUAUUAAGAAAGCAAUUUCUGUAUUUAUAUAUC
Messenger RNA from Nilaparvata lugens (brown planthopper), 5477 nucleotides. Its product is annotated as nuclear pore complex protein Nup133. NCBI's taxonomy places the organism in Eukaryota, Metazoa, Arthropoda, Insecta, Hemiptera, Delphacidae. Gene Ontology annotation, cellular component: nuclear pore outer ring. The record is from RefSeq and is a predicted model, not a curated record. Gene Ontology annotation, molecular function: protein binding; structural constituent of nuclear pore. Gene Ontology annotation, biological process: protein import into nucleus; poly(A)+ mRNA export from nucleus; transcription-dependent tethering of RNA polymerase II gene DNA at nuclear periphery. The transcript has 9 exons. The coding region runs from base 177 to 3539 and encodes 1120 amino acids.